Messenger RNA from Cydia strobilella, 6947 nucleotides. RefSeq names its product polycomb protein suz12-B (gene Su(z)12). The transcript is spliced from 9 exons. Gene Ontology annotation, molecular function: chromatin DNA binding. The record is from RefSeq and is a predicted model, not a curated record. The coding region runs from base 102 to 2369 and encodes 755 amino acids. NCBI's taxonomy places the organism in Eukaryota, Metazoa, Arthropoda, Insecta, Lepidoptera, Tortricidae. Gene Ontology annotation, cellular component: nucleus; ESC/E(Z) complex; RSC-type complex.
CGCGAUGUCGACCACCUGUCAAAUGUCAUGUUAGGCAAGUCAACGAACCGAUAACCGAUGAACUUGGCGGUUUAGUUGAUAAUUAAUCAAACUAAGCAGAAAUGCCCCCUAAGAAGCGCGAUAAAGACAAUGAAACAACAAAAAACUCUAAAAUUGAUCAUCUCCAGGCCGACCAUGAGCUGUUUUUGCAAGCAUUUGAAAAGCCAACACAAAUAUACAGAUUUCUGCGAACUCGUAACAUGCUAUCGCCGAUUUUCCUGAAUAGAACAUUGUCGUAUAUGAAGCGGCGGAUGUCUAGGAGUAAUAAAAGUCGCGUGGGGUUCAAGGUCAGCUCUUUGCUGGAGAAAAUCACUUUGAAGAAGAGUACAGAACUGCAACCUAACAGUUUGGGAGGGUACAUGACUCUGACCUUUCUGGGCUUUUAUGACAAGAGCUUGGUGGAUCCCAGAGACUACCAAGUGAAAGUAGAGACCUUGCUGCUCAAGAUAUGCCAUAAAAAGAGGAAAGAGAGCUCAUCUGAUGUAAUGGAAGUUUCGAUUGGCACCUGCUCACUGCCACUUAACCCGUCCACUUCGGAGCCCCCCACCAUGGCUUCAGCUGUCAGUAUCUCCAGCGUCACCUUCAGUCCGUCUCAGGGGCCUAAUGUCAAGUCCUACAUGCUUAUGCUGAAAGUCACGGUCACAAGGAACUCGGGGAACACUGCCAAUGGUAGCAGCAGCUCUACCGAAAUCAUGAAUGGAGAUAGUGAAGAACCAGCCACAAAGCGCCUGAAAUCAUCAGAACAUGGCAAUGAUUCGUCUCCCGACAGCAAAUGGAGCAAGCUCUAUGGCAGUGAGCUGAUAGUGUAUGACAAGCACAACCGCUGCUUGCUUACUAACGGAGAGUAUGAUCUGGUGCUGCAUGAUGUGACACCAGGUGGACGGAGCACAACACUGGCCAGGUCUCCGCAUAAGGCUCUGAUGGCUCAAUGGGAGACUAUUCCUAAUGAAAAUGAAAUGCAAACUGACAUAAAUCCGUUCGACAUCUUCAAAGUGAGACCGCUCCUCAAACUGAAGCUCAGCUGGAGCCAAGAACCAACCAACGGGCUGGUGAACCGUCCCAAGCUGUAUCAGCAAGAGGCCAAUGGUGCUAAGAAGGAUACUGUCACUGCUAAGGAGAGACCUUCAGGGAGCCAACAAAAGAAUGGGAAUGAGGCGAAAAAUAGAGAAAAAUCCAAAUCGGAUUCCAGUGAAGAGAACAAACGUCAACAAAUCAUAUACCAAUUCCUAUACAACAACAACUCGCGGCAACAGACGGAGGCCUGCGACGACCUGCACUGCCCGUGGUGUUCCCUCGACUGCGGCACGCUGUACUCUUUACUGAAGCAUUUGAAGCUCUGCCAUUCGAGAUUCAAUUUCACGUAUUUCCCGAUCCCCGGCGGCGCUCGCAUCGACGUGUCGAUCAACGAGCUGUACGACGGCUCGUACACGGGCUCGCCGCACGACCUCAUCGCCGCGCAGGGCCGCGCCGCCGCCGCCGGGCCGCGCGCCGGCCCCACGCGCCGCACCAGCCUCACCAGAGUGCUCAUCUGGAGGCCGAGGGCCCGGCGACGCCCGCAGAGACACAGCCUGGCGGAGUUCUUGGAGCUCGAUGAUAGCGAAUUGGUCGAAGCUCAGCGGCCGUAUCUCACAGGACAUAAUCGCCUCUAUCAUCACACGAUCUCCUGCCUCCCGGUAUACCCUAACGAACUGGACAUAGACUCAGAAAACGAGACCGACCCCCUCUGGCUCCAGCAGAAAACCAUGAUGAUGAUCGACGAGUUCACUGACGUCAACGAGGGAGAAAAGGAGCUCAUGAAGAUGUGGAACCUUCACGUGAUGAAAUACAACUACGUCGGUGACUGCCAGAUCCCGCUAGCUUGCCAAAUGUUCCUCCAAAUGAAGGGGAAAGAACUCCUCGAGAAAAACCUGUACAGAAACUUUAUACUCCACAUGUGUUCAUUACACGACUUCGGGCUUUUAAGCCCGGUAGCGCUCUACCAAACGGUGCAAAUGCUUAAUCAAAUGCUAGCGGACAACGCUGAAGCCAAAGAAAAAAUGAGAGAAUCGCUCAAAGCGCAACGCGAGCACUGGAACGCAGUAGGCAAAUACCAGCAACCAGUAGUGAUCGAGCAAAAACCACAGAGCAACACAGCUAAAUUAAACAAUGUCGAGGCCUCUCCAUCCGUUAGAAGAAAGACUUCUAAUCUUAAUAAUAGGAUCAAUACCCCGAGCACUAGUUUUAAAAACGCUCCGAGCACAUCCAACGGUGACACGAAGAGGAAAAUGUCUUCAGGUAGUAUUCAGAGCCGCAAGCGGUCGUCGAUAUCAGAGCGGAAGCGAUCAGUAUAGCGAAUACUGACGCGCUCGGGGAUGCGGUGACGCGUCGAGUCGAGGCUAAGUACAUUGUGAAGACUCUAGCGGGGCAUUUCUGCGAGAAGUCACAAGUGUGCAUUUGUACAACAUAUUUCCUGAAUAGUAUAAAGUAUAACAAGUUAUGUCGGUUUUUGACGCUAGGCAUAAACUUUUGAAUGAUUUAUCUGUUGUCUUUGCCUUAUAUUUCUUUGCCUAAACAGUGUGUUAACGUAUUAUCUUCGGUAUCCGUAUACCUAUAGUCUAUCCCUAAUAAGUUGAAACAUAAAUAAUCUAUCUAAAUUGUCCAUAAUUUUUAAUUUUUCAGAGUAAUUACAAUUAAAUGAAAAGCCUUUUUAGGCGUCUGGGCGGCUAGAUGCUAAAUUUUAACCCAUUUUUCUGUUUCCAUUUUGUAACAAGUGACAUCUCGCAAAAAUGCCCACAAGACUUAUUAAAAAGUGGAUUGUCAUCAAAGUAUAUUCUAUUAUACGUAGAUAAAUUUUCAAGACUGGAUGAUAGAUUCGCUUUGAUGAUUAGCAUUUUUUAAUGACUUUCUUUUUUCAAGUGUUUAAUGAUGAUUUUACAAUAAUGACGCGAGGUGAUAUAGGUGGGUAUUCCACCUGUCGGGCUAUUCCCACUAUUUACCACUAAGUUGUUACCAACUCGGUUUGGUGGUAACUACUAGGAAUUUUUUUCCCAGUGGUUACCACUGGUAAUAGGUGGGAUUUUUUUUCCCUGUAGUUACCACCAAAAUUUUGUUAGAGUUCAAUACAAUAAAACAGUAUACUAGAAAUAUGUGACGUUUUCAACCAAAAGAUACCACAUUGUCGCUUGUCAAUAAGGUUGAUUUCUAAUUGAAGCUAUAUGGAAAUAGCGCCUUACUGACAAGCGAUAAUAACCUUUUGGUUGAAAAUGGCACAUAUACCUAUAGAAACUUUAAUAAAUAACUGUAAGUCGAACAGUGUUUCAGUAAACUGCCUUAAAAGUGAACAAAAAUAUUAAAACAGUUUAACCGGUACAAGUGCAAAAACUAAAAUAGUUAAGGAUAAAUUUAAUUUUCCAUUUAGAUUUGUUUUCAUUAUCCGUUCUUCAAGUGAUUUUAUUAAUUAAACAGUUUAUGUCUAGGCAUUUAGUUCCCUUUAAGGCAGUUUACUGAAACACUAAUCGACUUAUAGUUAUUUAUAUAUAAUAUUUAUACUGUUUUUAUUACUAUUGAACUCUUAACAAAAUUUUGGUGGUAACUACUGGAGAAAAAAAAAACAUUUUUUACCAGUGGGAACUACUGUGGAAAAAAUUCCCAGUAAUCAGUGGUAAAAGGUGGGAAAAAAUUCCCAGUAGUAACAACUUGGUGGUAACUAGUGGGAAAUAACCCCACCUAUCCAAUAUCUUGGUCCAAUGUGCAUUGCGUCUCACUCUCUCACUAAGCAAAUUGUGAGAUGCAAAUACACAUUGGACAAAGAAAUUGGAAGCUGGAAUACCACCCAUGGAUAAAAUUUGAUCUUGCAUGUUCCUCUCGUAUCUUAAAAUUGGCCAUAUCCAAUUGUGAAUCAAAUAAUGUGAUGUUCCCGAGCAAAAGGUGCUACUUUAAGUUUUCAAUUGUUAUUUAUAGUUUCGUCCUUUUAAAUAAAUGUUUAACAAGCAGAAACGUCUGCCUAAUUUAAAAUGGGUAGCACAUCGUAACUGGUGAAUUUCCAAUAUGACUUGAAACUCUAGUGGCCGUUUAAGUAGUGUAACGCUCUUACGGUAGAUGUCGCUAGGGUCCCCUAGACUAUAUAGUGGGAAGAUUUGCUGACUAUGGAUGAGGUCUUGGUGGCUCAGUUGGCAGAGCGCUGGAGUAUCGAUCCAGAAGCUGUGAGUUCAAGUCUCACACAAAUCAGUAAUUAUUCCACUUCAAAAAUUUCGUAUUUUUGUCAAUAGUAUCAUAGGGUGGCAUUCCACCUGUCCAUGUGUAUUUGCGUCUCACAUUUUGCUUAGUGAGAGAGUGAGACGUAAUGCACUUGGGACAGGUGGAUUACCAACUUUAUUGUAAUUCGAAAAAAAGGUACCUUUUGCUUGAAAUCGACACCAAUGUUGUCAAAAUUAUUUGCUAGUAUUCUGAAUAGGAUAGUCUUGUUACUGCCAGAAGAAUUUAAAUGUUAGUCAAUGUCCAUAAAAUGGAUGACAUUGUAGUCUUAAGAUUUUGCAUGUUUUUGUUUCAUGAGAGAAUAUUGGUAUUAUGAAAGAUUGUAUAAGAUGUGUAAUAUAUGUCUAUAAAAAAAUCGUGCUUCGGUAUACGAGACUAAUGUAACAGAUGGCGCUGUACUGUGCCUUACGAAUACUGCAGCAGAAUUAAGUGACCCCCCUCCCUGCAUAGAAAUUUGUUUGCAGGGGGAGUCUCUUAACUGCAGCUUACUGUACAACCAAAGCUACUGUAUAACGUACAGUCAGCAUCGAAAAAAUAUUGUCGACCAAAGUGGCCAAUUAAUCCAAUUAUAUCGGGACACAUCCUUAUUUCUAAACGAAAUUGUGUUACGAUGUAUUUGGUCACUUUGGCCGUCACUUUCUCGUUGUUGCUGACUGUACGAAGCCGUACAGCGCCAUCUACAUCAUGUAUCAAAUUCGAAGCACGAAUUUGUCUAGACUUACACAUCUGAUAAAGAAAGGACGCGUAGCGCGAGGAAUUUCGUACAUCCACCCGUCUGUUCCUAUCUCUAUCGCUCGCGCAUAAUUAUAUCCCUGUCCCGCUCAGUGACAUUGACCGCCGGGCGGGACGACAGUAUAAUUACGCGCGUGCGAUAGAGAUAGGAACAGGUGCGAAAUUCCUCGCGCUUAGCAUCCUUACUUUACAAUCAAUAAAUCUUAGAUAUUGGUAUUAUUGAUUCCCAAUAAAAUGUUCAUCACAAACAAUCUGAGACUUUAUAAGUAUAUACAGUUUUAUUUUAUAUGCGGGACGAUUGCGAGUUUUUUUUACUAAUCAUGUUGAUUGUUAUGAUUAUAUGCAAUAAUAGCUCUUGUAUUUAGAGAUGUAAGCGAAUCUUUCUUGUUCUCUUUUUAGCAUACACAAAAAACACAGCUAAGCUAAAUGGCGCUGUACGUUUUUUGGUAAUUACCUUCGUUGAUUCACUUCAUUCAAUUGUGAUUUGCAGAUGGUUCCAUACAUCUAAUUUUCUACCUUAUUGUAGGAAGCAUAAAAUUGGGAAGCAGAUUCAACCCCUUGAUUCCCGGGGAUCAAAAUUGAUUAGCCAAAAAACAACCUUGAUAUUUUAAAUUUUAAUUGAAUUUUGAUUGUCGUUGCUGACCUCGAGCGUUUAAACAUCGUCUUUAUUCUGUCUUUGUUAUGGUAGAAAUUCAAUUGUAUUAAAAUCAUUUGUCACUCGCAAAUGUAAAACAAUUUACCCGUAAGGAAGCCAGAUGUAGUGCAUAAAAUCCUCUACCACCGUAUUUUCACGGAAACGUGUCAUGCUGUUUCAGUCAGUUUCAGUAUAAAAAGUUCUGAAGUUGACUGAAGCAUGUCAAAUACGAACGUUUCCGAGAAAAUACGAUGGUAAAGAUGCACUAUAUAUUCUGUAAUUUCUAUGACUGUGCACGUUUACUUUAGGUUCUUUUAAGCUUUACACCGUCUGUACCAAAUAGUGACCAGAAGGUUUUUAUCCAUUUGAUUUUAUACUUUAUAUUUAAACAAAGUCAAUAUUUAAAACACCACAAAUUCGCAUGAUGCUUGUAAAUUGUUAUAUUGACUAUGAUUAUUAAAACAAUCACUCUUUAAACAUUGUAAGGUCGUGUUACGAUAUAUUUGUCAACCCUGGCUACUGUCACUAUUUGUUGACUGUACAGACAGUAUCAAAAGUAGCGUAUCAGACUAUGCGUCAAAAGUAUCUACCAUUCUCUUAUAGCUUAACAAAAAGAGAUAUGUCCAAUGGGGUUGGCCGGUCGAAGUAAUUCACAGAUGGCGCCAGCAUAGCUUGCCCUGUCAAUCCCUAGAAUUGUGUCAAAAUUUUGUUUUUUUAAUGGAAUUUUAUGCCCUGGAUGCCAGCCCUUUAAGCUAAAUCUCAUAGAAAAAGUGCAAGCUAUGAUGGCGCCAUCUAUGCAAACCUUUGACAGUUGCCAACCCCAUUAUAGAACAAUAAUCUAAACUGUUAUUAAAUAAGAAAAUAGAACAGGUACCGUCAAGUGGGGGAACUGGGGACCGGAGGGUUAACAUUAGACAAAAUAUUCCCCAACUAUAUGAAUGUGGCUGACAUCAGUGUUUUUAACAAUCUUUGAAUCAGGAUUUACCAGUCUGGGUCAAUUUUUCAACUAGAUUAAGUUCAUAUUAAAAAAAAAUGUCGAAAGUUAGCCCUCUGUCCCCUAUUACCCCACUUCACGGUACCUGCUAAGUUAGACAUAGACAAGGGAAUAUUGGCUUCAUCAAAUGAUUGGCUUGCAUAAAUGUUUCUUAAAUUAAACGAAUACAAUACAAUGCAAUACAAUAAAUUUAAAAGGCAGUUUCGGUCGGUCGAUUUUUCAAUAUUUAGAAGGCUCUAACUCAUGAUCUACCUUUGCAUUAGAAAAUUGAUUAGAGCAUACUGCAGGUAUUCCUGGAGUUUCUUGAAACUUAAA